Dermatophagoides farinae (American house dust mite) is the source of this 2121-nucleotide messenger RNA. The record is from RefSeq and is a predicted model, not a curated record. NCBI's taxonomy places the organism in Eukaryota, Metazoa, Arthropoda, Arachnida, Sarcoptiformes, Pyroglyphidae.
AAAAUAGUAAGGAGUGACGACAUCAAUGAAUGGACCCCGUGAGAGGGCGAUCGAGAUAAUGAAAAAAGCAGCGUGGUGUGAUCACAGAGCCGCAGUUGGUUUUUUGAGCAGAGACGACGAGGAAGAAACAGAAAGACGACGACCGACGAUCAGACGAACAUUGAUUUUUUUAUUAUAUUCAUUUUUGUUAAUAUCGACCCCACAUUUCAUGUUAUUUUAAUUUCAUGUGUCUUCAAAUUUUCGAAUUGAAUAAAACUUAAACUAUUUGUAUCAAUUUCAUGUAACCUCCAAUGUCAACAUACAAUUUCAUUCCAGGAGCAAUAUUUUCAUUGACAGAAGCAACUGUUCAUUUUGAUUAUGCACUUUAAUGUCUAGUGACGAUAAAAAUUUUCAACGUCCAUACGCUACAAGAUCAACAGGUCCUGCUCCGAAUCCGAUAAUACACGAACAAAAACAAAGACAAAAGAAAUCGAAGAAAAAAGUUGAAGUUCCAUUGAUAACAUUCUCCGGAGACGAAAUGGCUAAUAACGACACAGAAAAUACUACCCCAGUGGUCAGUCAACACAUUACAUUGCGUUCACCGUCAUCGAUUUCUCUACCAAAAGAUGAAACUGUUCCUAUCGAUCAUGUUAUUGCUGAUAAACAAGUUGGGAACGUAGAAGUUUUCAACAAUCAGGGUUUUGCAACUUAUAGUGAAACUAUCCCGUUUGCUAAGGCUGAUUGUAUUGAUUCUACUGAUGUGUUCACUAAUCUGGUACGUGGAAAAUUGGCUUUGCCUUUCCCGGCGUUCCCCGUCGACACUACGCGAACCAACAUGAAUACUCACGAAUUUUAUAUAUGGUUCUGUCAAGCUUCUGGUAUGGGUUACAUCCUGGAUCGUUUAACCUUAUCUGCCGAAAAAGUUUCAUCCGAAAAUGCUAUGAGAUAUGGCAUUGGUACCUUGGUUACUUACAAAGUUAGUGGAGUAACUGUGUAUCCAAUGUCCGUGAUUGACAAAGUUACAUAUGCUGUUUUGAAGGCAGCAUAUCCUGCAUCAGUAAUGACAGAAAACUUGUGGACAUCAUAUAAUAAGAGUCAAAAAUUCUCGUAUUUAGGUACUAUCUUCAAUUAUACCUUUAUGACACGAACUUCAAUGACUGUUAGUCAGUUGAUUUCUUAUUCAUAUGCAAAAUUCUGCUUGGCCAUGAUCGGCAAGGAGCCAUCAACAUCCACUUGCAAUUUGAUCAAAGCCCUUACUGGUGCUAAGGCUGAAUUCUAUUUUACGCCUGUUGAAAUUAAUGUAUGGGAUGAUAUGACUUGCAUCUCUACCGAAAAGAAACAAGAGCUAUUGAAGUCCAUGUUUCGAAGACCCAAUGAUCUAACGGAACUCUUGGUGAUCCUGUAUAAUCGGUUUAAAACAUACGGAUUAACAUCAAUGGUGACAAUAACCGAAGCAAUCGACAAGUUUCCCACUUUUCCAUGGCAAUCAAUCGCUUCCGAGUGGUAUCACGACGAAAUGGAAAAAUACAUGGCAGCCGCGGACGCUGUUACUGCUCUCGAGUUUCCUGCAUUGCAUAGAGAUGUAUUGACAUCGCAUUCUGUCAUGGGGUAUCGGAAGUUAGCCGGUUUUUGCGCAAAAGUGCUAGAAUUCAGUGGUGUGAACAAUACCCUCCGCAAUCAUGAAGGGCUGAAACGCGUUAGAUUGCCCGAUGAUCGUGUCCAAUAUAUAAAAGGACUUGUGGCAUCUCCCAUCGUAUCCCGAACUCAGGGCUUUUCUCAAUCAACAUACGAUCGUUUGAAGAAGUAUUCAAUGAAAUUGUGUGGGACCAACUUUGAUGAUCCAAAUAUUGCUGCCACUCGCCAGGCCGCCAUAGAAGCAAAAGCCCGUGAGCGUGAUGAAUUAGAAAAAGCACGAAUGCAGCAAAUGUUCCAACAAUUCCAGCAUCAAGCAGGAUCGAGUGCCACUGAACCAUCCACUUCACGUGCACAAGGUUAAACAACCUUUUUUUUGAUUUCUUUUCCACAUUUUUCAUGAUACAUUUUUACUCCCUUUGAAAUUUAAUUUUUCUAAAAUUUUGACAAUGUCAACCGGACUUUUACACGAACGAGUUGCAAUCAUGAAAAUGUGAAUUCUAACAACAA